AUUGUUAUCCAGAGCCCAAGCCAACCACAUCAGCCCAGGGGAAGCUACAGAGAAAAUUUCCAGUUUGUUGCAAAAAAAAAAUUCUAAAGAAGAAAUCGUCAUGGAAUCCAUUUUGAUGCUCAUCUGUGUGCUGGUGGAUAUUCUGUUCCAAGUGAAUGCGGUCAACUGCUCGAUGAAAAGGAGUAGGAGCACCGAGGUAUUACUCUACUGUGGUGCGAACGGGUGCUGUGCCAAGGGCUGUAUGAAGAACGCAAAGGGAAAGUGCGUCGUGGAGGAGUGCACCGGCAGCCUGACUGGAUGGCUGCGCCGUCCCGUGACCAUAUCCUGCUACUUCCAUUGGUUCCUGAUCCUGUCCGCCGGCCUAUUCACCGCCAUAAUGGCAGUGCUGGUACUCUACUCGCUGGGGCUUAAGGUGCGAAAUUGCUGGCGCCAACGAUUCAGCACCCGUUACAGGCCCAUCAGGAACGUCAGUGGCGUCUCCAGCGCCUCCACUCCGUGCUAAGCACACAUGCGUGCCCCAGGAAAAAGAAGCUGCAUAAACAGAGGAAGGGAGUGGCUAAGGGAUUUGGCCUAAGCUACAAUACAUUAGCGGUAGCUUUGCUCUGGCUUCCAAUUCAAUUCUUUGGGUAUCUCGUGCGAAAUCCAUGUAAAUUACGAUUCGGCACCUCGCAAAUCCUAUUAGUAGUUAAAACCUGAUUAGGAAAUACUUGCGGCUGUGAUCCCUGUGCUCCUCCUGGGCUACCCUUUCCGGGGUUCGUUAAAAACAAAUAAUAAUAAAUGGCUCACAUGUGAAAUGCUUUGUGGCAUGCCUGCC
Drosophila guanche is the source of this 814-nucleotide messenger RNA. RefSeq lists its product as uncharacterized. NCBI's taxonomy places the organism in Eukaryota, Metazoa, Arthropoda, Insecta, Diptera, Drosophilidae. Bases 101 to 502 code for a protein of 133 amino acids. The record is from RefSeq and is a predicted model, not a curated record. The transcript has a single exon.